GAGCCAGCCCGGUUCGAUGUCCCACCCAUUCCCAGCCACCUGCAAGGAAUUUAUGAUCACAUGACCCUGGAUAUGGAUGUCGUCCUAUCGGAUUUUGUCCGCUCAACAGGGGCAGAGCCGGGCUUGGCAAGAGACUUACUAGAAGGGAAGAACUGGGAUCUGACUGCGGCCCUGAGCGACUUUGAGCAGCUUCGGCAGGUCCACGCGGGGAACUUGCCCCACUCCUUCCAUGAAGGGCGCAGCUUCAAGCCCGUAGAAAAGGAGACUGUGCGGCCCCCACGGCCCCCAUUGCAGCGCCAGGAUGACAUCGUCCAGGAAAAGCGCCUUUCCCGCGGGAUCUCGCACGCGAGCUCCACCAUUGUUUCUCUGGCUCGCUCCCAUGUCUCCAGCAACGGCAGCGGCAGCAGCGAGCACCUCCUGGAGAUGCCGAUCUGCACCUUCCAGUUGCCCGACCUCACUGUGUACAACGAGGAAUUCCGCAGCUUCAUAGAGCGGGAUCUCAUAGAACAAUCCAUGCUGGUGGCGCUAGAGCAGGCUGGUCGUCUCAACUGGUGGUCUGUCGUGGAUCAAAGCUGCCAGCGCCUGCUCCCCUUGGCGACAACCGGUGACGGGAAUUGUCUCCUUCACGCCGCAUCUCUUGGUAUGUGGGGCUUCCACGACCGGGAUCUUAUGCUCCGCAAAUCUCUCUACUCCCUCAUGGAUAAAGGCAUGGAAAGGGAAGCCCUCAGGCGGCGCUGGAGGUGGCAGCAGACCCAGCAGAACAAAGAGUCUGGCCUCGUUUACACGGAAGAGGAGUGGCAGAAGGAGUGGAAGGAGCUCAUCAAGCUGGCGUCCAGCGAGCCACGGAUGCACUACGGCAACAACGGGGGCACCUGCGGUGGUGUCGAAGGGUCUGAGGAGCCCGUGUAUGAGAGCCUGGAAGAGUUCCAUGUCUUUGUCCUCGCUCAUGUGCUCAAGAGGCCCAUCGUGGUGGUGGCAGACACGAUGCUGCGGGAUUCUGGAGGAGAAGCGUUUGCUCCGAUACCCUUUGGCGGCAUUUAUCUGCCCUUGGAGGUGCCAGCGAGCAAGUGCCACCGCUCCCCCUUGGUCCUGGCAUACGACCAGGCCCACUUCUCUGCCCUGGUGUCCAUGGAGCAGAAGGAACCCACCAAAGAGCAAGCCGUGAUCCCGCUGACAGAUUCGGAACACAAGCUGCUUCCUGUCCACUUCGCUGUUGACCCUGGGAAGGACUGGGAGUGGGGCAGAGACGACCAUGACAACGUCAAACUGGCAAGCGUGACUCUCUCCCUGGAGGCCAAGCUGCAGCUGCUGCACGCCUACAUGAAUGUGAAGUGGAUCACGCUGCCGUGCGAAACGCAGGCACCUCUUGCGCAGCCGGAGUCCCCGACGGCCUCUGCCGGGGAUGAGGCCCGCUCGGCCGCCGACUCAGGUGAUUCGGACAAGGAGUCCGUGUGCAGCAGUUCCGCUAGCAACAGUGGCGGCAGUAAGAGCGGCGGCAGCAAGGAGAAGCCGAAGAAGGAGCGGGACCGUGACAAGGAGAAGAAAAGAGCUGACUCGGUGGCCAACAAGCUGGGCAGCUUCGGCAAAACGCUAGGCAGCAAGCUCAAGAAGAACAUGGGGGGGCUGAUGCACAGCCGAGCCGCCAAGGGGGGCACGAGCAACGGGCAAGGGGAGGCAGCUGCGGAGAAGAAGAAGAAGGGCUCCCUGAAGGUCAGGAAGGGCAGCCAAGAUGAGGCGUUGCCGGGGGAUCCAGCAGCCGCCGUCGAGAAGCUCCUUGGCGGGGGUAAAGCGCCCACCGAGAAGCAGCCGGACACCUCCAAGUACGGCAGCGACGUCCGGCUCAGCUUGAGCAUCCUCCGGGCAGCCAUGCAAGGGGAGCGCAAGUUCAUCUUUGCCGGGCAGCUGAAGACCAGCCACCGGCACCAGUACCAGGAGGAGAUGAUCCAGCGGUACCUCUCAGACGCGGAAGAGCGCUUUGCCACCGAGCAGAAGCAGAAGGAGGCGGAAAAAAAGGCCCUGGGGAACGGCCUGGCUGCCAAGAAGGUCGACUCGGAGGGGAACCCUCUGAGAGGGGAGGAGGUCCUGCUGAACCCCGCCUGCCCCCAGGGGCUCUCCCCGUACAGCCUCCAGAGCCCAGACCUAGCGGCCGUGGGUGCCAAGAUGGCCGGCUUCCCUUCCAGCUACUCGGGGGUCUUCACCAUUCCCCGCCCUUCCAUGGUGAGCAACGUGGAAAGUGCCCACCUGCCCAGCUACCAUGACAGCCGGAGGCAGGUUGCUGGCGGUCCCUGCACCCCCCUCCCCUCGUACGCCACCCUGCCCAGGCACUGCGCCCAGGGGCGGCCCCACCCUUACCCGGCCAGCCCUCCCCACCUGGGGCGGUUCUCUCCCACGGAGAUGGACAUCCCGCCAAGUUUCGCAACGUCGGACUGCGACCGGUCGUCCGGGCUGGUCCUGCACAGCAACGGCUUCCGAGAGUUCCCGGAGCAAGAUGGCAGCCCGCCUAAGGGUGCCGGCGGGGACCGCAGCAAGGCGCGGCUGCUCUGCAGCGUGCAGCAGACCAAAUGCAAGCAGCCGAACUGCAGUUUUUAUGGACACCCGGAGACUGGGAACUUCUGCUCCUGCUGUUACAAAGAGGAACUGAAGCGCAAAGAACGCGACCGGGAGGCGUUGAUACAUCGGUUUUAA
This is a messenger RNA of Euleptes europaea (tarantolino), 2685 nucleotides long. RefSeq names its product OTU deubiquitinase 7B (gene OTUD7B). Gene Ontology annotation, biological process: protein deubiquitination involved in ubiquitin-dependent protein catabolic process; protein K48-linked deubiquitination; protein K63-linked deubiquitination. Bases 61 to 2685 code for a protein of 874 amino acids. The transcript is spliced from 11 exons. Gene Ontology annotation, molecular function: cysteine-type deubiquitinase activity; zinc ion binding; K63-linked polyubiquitin modification-dependent protein binding. Gene Ontology annotation, cellular component: cytoplasm; nucleus. Lineage: Eukaryota; Metazoa; Chordata; Lepidosauria; Squamata; Sphaerodactylidae. The record is from RefSeq and is a predicted model, not a curated record.